CGAAAACAGGUUCAGUUUGUAGGGGCUUCGGAGGGAGCGGAAGUGGUUCGUGCGCGAGGAACUGGGGGGCGGGGGACGGUGGCCGCUUUGGCCCUGCUUCCGGCGGCUCCUCCGAGGGAAACGCCCAGAGUUGUGUUCAAGAUGCUUGCCUCAUUUUAUCGAGACCAUUGAGCUUAGCAGCCUACUGGGAAUUUGAAUGAGCUUUCCUAGCUGAAUCUGAUACUCUGAUCUGAAGGUAAUUUUCCCCAGUGGACUUUGAUAAUGGCGAAGAUGGUAAGAAGACAAUGUGCAUUUUGUCCCCAAGACGAGGACGGUGCCAUUAUGUAUGUUGCUGAAGAACAAAAUCUUGCAGUUCAUCAGGACUGUUUGUUGUAUUCCUCGGGAUUUGUGGAAUCUGAUGAACAUAGCUCAGACAGUCUUGAUAUAAGGUUCGAUGUGGCUUCAGUAGUCAAUGAAAUAAAGAGAGGGAAGCGACUGAUAUGCAAUUUCUGUCGCAAGAAAGGAGCCACAGUUGGCUGCGAGAUAAAACACUGUCGCAGAAGUUAUCAUUAUUUUUGUGCUCUGUGUGAUGAUGCUGCAGUACAAACAGAUGAAGUACAAGGCAUUUAUCGAGUAUUUUGUCCAAACCAUGACCCCGUCAAGCAAAACAGUUUUUAUGAUGAAGACAGUAAGAGGGGAAAGAACGCAAUCCUAAUGAACUCUGCCUCUACUAGAAGAAAAAUGAAUGAUCAAGAAACACUUGCAGAAGAGAACCUACAACCCCUCAGGAAAAAGCCUAGCCAACAUAAAGUAAGGAUAGAGUUUUUAAGAAAGUGUAAACAAGCAGGACUACUUGAUGAAAUAUUUGAGGAAAUGUUAGACACCCUUCAUCUGGCACAGGAAAAGCUAAUGGAUGACAAUACUUCAGAAACAGAAUAUGAAGAAACAGUAAUAUCGCUUUUUGACUGUGGCCUCUUUGAAAAUAUACUUGCAGCCACUCGCUCAGGAACAGAAGAAAAAAUUCAGGAGCUACUAAAUACAAGGAAGAGACUGGAUGCCCAGAUUGAGCUUCUAAAAGAUUUGAAAGAAGUUGUACUUCCAGUUCCAGAAGACACAGCUAGCAUAUCUAACAGUACCUCUGAAUAACCCACAUAUUUCUGUACUUGUUUGAUUUCUUAUACCUGAUUUCUUGCAUAAAACUGAAUUUACAAUAGACAUAUUUAUUGUUUUUAUAUGUCACUUUGUGAUAUCUGUUCUUUUCUAGAUACUACAGCUGAGACAUUUUGUUUUAAAGAUCCAAGUUUGUGUUUGGACUGCCUAAUGUUGGUACAGGCCUCUUUGAUGAUUGAUUGCUGGGUGGGAGUUGACAUGCAUUAAUCAGUAUACCACCUACAGAAUCAUGCCUGUAUCUUUCUUUCAUUUAUAUGAGAAUUGACAAGAAAGACAGAUGAAUUUGCCACAUAUGCUUCAUAGCUUCAUUGCAGAAGAUACUAUUGAGAAAUCACUCCUGGAAUCACUGUGUGCAAAAGGUUCUUUAGCGAUCUCUCUGCCAGUUGAGUUGUAAACAUGCAACUUUAACUGUGGUGCUUUAUAAUAGUAAAUGGCCAACUAUUUCCCUUGCCUUCAAGACAGACAGGAUUUUAAGAUGUAAACAAAUGUUUUCUAACAUUCCAAAAAGACAUUGCACACCCUGUAUGUACUUCUUGCAAUUUUUAUAGAUUGGGUCUUACAUGUCAUGAUCAGGUAGUUGUGACUGUGCAUUAGUUGUUCACAGCACCCUCAGGACAGCUUGUUUAAUCCUUAUGUGAAAGCUCUAAGAAUCAGAAAUGUAAAAAAAAUGCACAUUUGUGUGCUUUAGACUAUUCAAAAUGUUUACUUUUAAUUCCAGAAUUGUAAAUAUGUUUAAUAAAAGGUUUUUUUUUACAAAG
Molecule: messenger RNA, 1907 nt
Organism: Sceloporus undulatus (fence lizard)
Lineage: Eukaryota; Metazoa; Chordata; Lepidosauria; Squamata; Phrynosomatidae
Gene: PHF11
Product: PHD finger protein 11
Exons: 11
Coding region: 262-1125 (287 amino acids)
Cellular component (GO): nucleus
Molecular function (GO): histone binding; histone deacetylase binding
Source: RefSeq, a predicted model, not a curated record